Penicillium antarcticum is the source of this 213-nucleotide messenger RNA. RefSeq lists its product as uncharacterized. The transcript is spliced from 2 exons. The record is from RefSeq and is a predicted model, not a curated record. The coding region runs from base 1 to 213 and encodes 70 amino acids. Lineage: Eukaryota; Fungi; Ascomycota; Eurotiomycetes; Eurotiales; Aspergillaceae.
AUGAAUGACGCCGACGAUGCGCGGGAGGAGUGGAGGAUUGGAGCUGCAAUGCGUCGCGCAGAAAUAGUCCCGGCGAUGCGUGAAUGGGGAUUAAAAGCUGUAGGGAAGCGUGGAGGGCAUUCGAGGGGGGAUGAUCGUGGAGUUGUUAAGAUCGACGUGACAGCGUGGGUUCGGGUUCGGGCGGGGCGCAAGGAGACGCCUCAAAAGCCGUGA